This is a messenger RNA of Perognathus longimembris pacificus (Pacific pocket mouse), 4596 nucleotides long. RefSeq names its product kringle containing transmembrane protein 1 (gene Kremen1). The transcript has 9 exons. The coding region runs from base 120 to 1493 and encodes 457 amino acids. The record is from RefSeq and is a predicted model, not a curated record. Gene Ontology annotation, biological process: Wnt signaling pathway; multicellular organism development. Gene Ontology annotation, cellular component: plasma membrane. NCBI's taxonomy places the organism in Eukaryota, Metazoa, Chordata, Mammalia, Rodentia, Heteromyidae.
GGCGAGGAGGGCGGGCGGGGCUGUACUCGGCCCCUCGUCCCGUUCCCAUGGCCGCCCCCCGCUCCCCGCGCUGUCCCCUCUCCCCCGGGCCGCGCCCCGGGGCCCCGCAUUGACGGCCCAUGGCGCCGCCCGCCGCCCGCCUCGCCUUGCUCUCCGCCGCCGCGCUCACGCUGGCGGCCCGGCCUGCGCCCAGCCCCGGCCUCGGCCCGGGACACGAGUGUUUCACAGCCAAUGGUGCAGAUUAUAGGGGAACACAGAACUGGACUGCUCUGCAAGGCGGGAAGCCAUGUCUGUUCUGGAAUGAGACUUUCCAGCAUCCAUACAACACUCUGAAAUAUCCCAAUGGGGAGGGCGGCCUGGGUGAGCAUAACUAUUGCAGGAACCCGGAUGGAGAUGUGAGCCCCUGGUGCUAUGUGGCAGAGCAUGAGGAUGGUGUCUAUUGGAAGUACUGCGAGAUUCCUGCUUGCCAGAUGCCUGGAAAUCUUGGCUGCUACAAGGACCAUGGAAACCCACCUCCUCUAACUGGUGCCAGCAAAACAUCCAACAAACUGACCAUACAAACCUGCAUCAGCUUUUGUCGGAGUCAGAGGUUUAAGUUCGCUGGAAUGGAGUCGGGCUAUGCGUGCUUUUGCGGGAACAAUGCUGACUACUGGAAGCAUGGGGAGGCCACCAGCACCGAGUGCAACAGUGUCUGCUUCGGGGAUCACACCCAGCCAUGUGGUGGAGAUGGCAGGAUCAUCCUCUUUGACACUCUUGUUGGCGCCUGCGGUGGGAACUACUCAGCCAUGACUUCAGUGGUCUACUCCCCUGACUUUCCUGACACAUACGCCAUGGGGCGGGUCUGCUACUGGACCAUUCGGGUGCCCGGAGCCUCCCACAUCCACUUCAACUUCACCUUAUUUGACAUCAGGGACUCAGCGGACAUGGUGGAGCUGCUAGACGGCUACACCCACCGAGUCCUGGUCCGGUUCAAUGGGAGGAACCGCCCACCUCUGUCCUUUAAGGUCUCUCUGGAUUUUGUCAUCUUAUAUUUCUUCUCUGAUCGCAUCAAUCAGGCCCAGGGCUUUGCUGUCUUAUACCAAGCCAUCAAGGAAGAGCCGCUGCAGGAGAGGCCCACUGUCAACCAGACCCUGGCUGAGGUGAUCACAGAGCAGGCCAACCUCAGCAUCAGCGCUGCCCACUCCAAGGUCCUUUACGUCCUCACCACCAGCCCCAGCCACCCGCCACAGACCGUCCCAGGAUGGACAGUGUAUGGCCUGGCAACCCUCCUCAUCCUCACAGUCACUGCCAUUGUUGCAAAGAUUCUGCUGCAUGUCACAUUCAAGUCCCAUCGUGUUCCUGAGUCAGGGGACCUCAGGGACAGCCACCAACCGACGACUUCAGCAGAAAUCUGGAGCAUCUUUUAUAAGCCUUCCACUUCCAUUUCCAUCUUUAAGAAAAAGCUCAAGAGUCAGAGUCAACAAGAUGAUUGGAAUCCCCUUGUGAGUGACUAGAACCCCACUGUGCCCAGGACGCUCUGAGCUGAAGGCCACUGGGGUUGAUCCUCCCCUGUGUUCCUCCUGGCACUGAGAAGGAGCCUCAUGCUGCACAAGGGUGGAGCCCAGAGGCCUCCUGCUUCAGCAGCUGCAUUUAGGAGAAAGACUCAAGGCCCCUAGCCCUUUCUGUCUCUGGUCUAGCAGUGGGGUUAUUGGGACAAUGGAGCUGAGACAGGAGAGGUGUCUGUGGCUGGCACUGGGCUCAGGUCAUUCAUGAUGACUGUUGGGUGGUGGGUAGGUUUAGUGUGUGUUUUUCUUGCUUCUUCUCUGCUUUGUCCACAUGCAGAUCAGUUUUACCCUGGUCUUUACAGUUUGGAACAGGACAGACUGGAAGCAUUCUCAGGAUCUCUAGAGGCUGGCCUGCUCGCCUGCAUGUGCUAGCUGGGGCCUUGCUCUCUGGAUGCUGCCCAGCCUGGGUGCACCCAGGUAGAAGGUCCAUGUGCUUCCUGCUAGAGGCUUCUUUCCAAAGCUCAGUGGCCUGCAGAGUGAGCUAGAGGAAGGCAGAUGGAUUCAGGCAGUGGCCCAGGAAGCUUUUGUAACUGCCUGUGAACUGGGUUUAUCUGGCUUGGCCCCAGCAGCUGGUGGUCCUGUGGAACCUGAGCCAGGCUGCCCUCCUGUGUCCGGUCAGCCGACUCUCAGUUCAGAACAGGGAGUAUAAAGACUUCAGUGCCGCCUUUGGGCAGCGUGUACCGGCCAGGCUGUGGGGCCUCUGUGCCCACGUAAAAUCCAUCUUGAAAGCUGGGGACCAGGUAGGAAUGGGGGGAGGGGGGGAAGGAAAGGCUCCCUGCCCCACACCACCUUGCCCUCAGGCAGGAGUGAAUGGAAGUUGGCGUGAAGACUGGGAGGUGUUGGGAACUAGAGACCCUCUAAGGCUAGCCAGAAGAUUGAGCACUUCUACUGCCAUGGCCACGGCAGGGAGCAUUAAGUACCAUCUCUAACUUAGAGGUUCUACCAUCAGAGGGCUUUGUUAACAGCAUCUAGGGAGGGCAGCCCAGGCCCUGCUGCAGCUUGUGCCCCUGGCCCUUUGGACUUCCUCCUUAAGUCAUCCCCCACACCUCCCUUAAGUGCCUAAGCCACUGCCCUUUCUGGGGUCCUGGCUGCUCCCAAGAGGAUGAAAGGUUGUGUGGGGCCAGCUAGGAAGUGCCUUCAGAGAAACAUCGGGAGGUCACAAGAGUCCAGGAGAGGUGACCAUUCACAGAGAAGAGAAGAGACAGUGUGUCUAUAGGUGGCCCACGGCCUGCAGAGGGCAUUGAUCUAGAGGCUGGUCACCCUGGAACAACUGUCCAUGGGACUCUGGGUCUGAGGACAGGCCUGUUAUACAAGGACCACUGAAAAUGGACUGGCACCUGCAUCAUGCCUUCCCAGCUCUCCAUGGCUUUGAGGAGUCUCCUCUGCAGGGCGAGUGUCUGGUGUGUGUCGUUCGUUACAGAAGGCUUGUUCUGUGAGCAGACUCCAUGCAGCCCAGAGAGUAUGGGAUCUGGUCGUGGAAGGGCUCGCUGCCCACAGGCCCAUUGCCCUCCCCUGGGCCUCCCCACCAUCUUAUCUCAGAGCCAGAGAGGUCAAGCCCCAGCAGGGAACUGCAGCUGACCAGCCCUUUCUCAGAGCCCUAGAAAGGCAGGGGUGCCCUGGUGCUUGUCCUGCUGCUGUAGGGUCAGCUCCCCAAACAGGGAAUCCCAAACCCACCUCAAGACAGCAUAGGGGAUGAGGCCAUAAAUUGUCUGGGCCAAAUUCUGUCAAUGCAUGGCCAUGGGCUUUAUUAGGACUUGCCAGCAGCAGCCCACAGAGCCCCUGUGGCUGGUGGACACCUGAGAGAUGGAGCAUGCUGGUGAAGGAGAAGGAGCCAGAGGAGGGUGUAAGUGACUCAGAAGGAGCCCGGGGAAAGCUAGUGCUGGCCGAAGUCUGGCUGGGGGACAGUCACCCAGCCUCUAGUGGCGACUCACGGUGGCCUCCGCCUCCUGCCUGAGCCAGCAGGUGGGUGGCACAGGGAGCCUAUGUACUGCCCAAUUGUCCUGCACUGGGCAAAGCAGAGGAAGAGCAGGAAUAUGCCAUGCCUCCCCCACACCUCUCAGGACAAAGCAGGGGCCAGGUGAUCCCAUUGCUCUUCCCCACCAAUGUGGGCUCUAGCUCCAGACUCCAACCCAGCCGGAAGCCCCAUGACCAGAGCCCUGGCCCAGCCCUGCCCUAAGCCAAAGUCAGCACUCCCAGGAUCCUGCUCUGGGCACUGGCCUGACACCCACAGGCCAUCCCUGGCCCCCCAGGGCCAUACCCACUGAAUCUUUACAAGCACUUAGAAGUGGAUGGCCUCCAGGACCCAGCCUCCCUGCCUGCUGGGGCCAGGCCAGGCCUCCCUCACUCCGUGGUCCUGGCACCUGACACCUGCUUGGGUUUUCCACUCUUGGCUCAGCUUGAUAUUUUGAUGUCUGCUUUUGUUACUACCUUGGGAAUUUUUAAAAAAACCUUUUGAUGUUUUCCUGAUGUCUUUGUUUACCUUCCUCACUGUUCUACCUCCGGGCCAGGUCUCUCAGCUUAGCUGCCCUGGCAGGAGGUGUGUGUGUGUCACCUUGCAGCUGUGUCUGGGCUGCCUCAGGAGGUCAGGGCUCCAGAGUCCAGACUGCAGACCCCAGGGCGGGGCCUACACACUCACCCGGCAGAAGCAGGCAUGGGAGGUAGUCAGGCAAAUGUCCCCUUUGGGACAAGUGUCCUUAGGUCACAAGCUGGAGGUCCCUUCUUUGUCUGUGUGGGAAGCUGCUAUCCCUGGGGUCUGCAUGGCACCAAGACCUUCCCACACCCAAACUGACCUUCCAGCUGGGAUUUCGACUUUGGAUGAAAAGGCUUUAUUUGUAAAUAUGCUCUUAAUAUGCAACUUUGAGAAUAAAAUAGAAACAUCAUGUAUUUUAAAGUAUAAAAUGAAGUGUGACGCACUAUAUACAAUUUAAUAUAUAUUUUUAGCAUCUUGUUAUUUAAGUAAAAGGAAUGUAAUGGUACUUAACUUUUACAAAAGAGAGAAAAAUGUUAUUUUGCCAUCUGGAGAAAAUAAAUAUUCUCAUUGUUGUAGAAACAG